Wallemia mellicola CBS 633.66 is the source of this 2790-nucleotide messenger RNA. Its product is annotated as glycosyltransferase family 2 protein. The transcript is spliced from 4 exons. Gene Ontology annotation, cellular component: cell septum; cell periphery. Gene Ontology annotation, molecular function: chitin synthase activity. The coding region runs from base 1 to 2790 and encodes 929 amino acids. Lineage: Eukaryota; Fungi; Basidiomycota; Wallemiomycetes; Wallemiales; Wallemiaceae. The record is from RefSeq and is a predicted model, not a curated record.
AUGUCAAACAGGCCGUAUGCAGAUCCGUUUAAUGAUAGGAACCCGAAUGAGCAAUCAGAUAUUCCACCACAAAGGAUUGCUUUAGCCGAUGACCAAUUCAGUCCAUUCCCGUCAUCAUCGUCAGUCAACUUAAACGCGGGACAAACUACACCAUACGAUUACCCACCUUCAUCUUUCUCCCACUCUAACUUAGGUGCAUACCCACCUUCAAAUCCAGAUGAAGAUUCAGAGGCAAAGAUGCCUUUAACAGCUGAUAAUAGAUUACAACCAUAUUACCCUGCUGGCUUUGAUCCAAGGACUUACGGUGAUCCAUAUUCAAGCCCAUACGAGGAACCUUCUUCUAAUGCUUUGUCUGCUGAAGCUGAUUGGCGUCGUAGACAAACUAUUAAGAGGGAUAGAGCAAAAACUGUCAAAGUUAAACUUACCAAAGGUCACUUUAUUCACGAAUUUCCCGUACCAACAGCAGUUAAGAACGCUUUUGAACCAGUUUAUAAGAACAACACUUCAACCAGAGAAUUCUCUCAUUUGAGAUAUACCGCCGCAACUUGUGAUCCAGACGAUUUCACUACUGAAAAUGGUUGGUCUUUAAGAGCUUCAAAUUAUGGCAGACAAACUGAACUUUUAAUUGCUAUCACUUCUUACAAUGAGGAUAAAAUUCUUUACGCACGUUCUCUUCACGCUGUUAUGUUGAAUAUUCGAGACAUUUGUAAAACUCGUCAAUCAAAAUAUUGGAGAUCAGCUGGUCUUGAAGGUGGUCAACCAGGUUGGCAAAGAAUCGUUGUAGCUUUAAUCACUGAUGGUUUAGAACCUAUGGAUAAAACUGUUUUAGAUUUAUUAGCUACCAUUGGUGUUUAUCAAGAUGGUGUUAUGAAAAAGGAGAUUGAUGACAAGCAGACUGAAGCUCACAUUUUCGAAUACACUACACAACUAUCAGUAGAUACUACACCUCAACUGAUUGUACCACAUGGAGAUGAUCCAAAUAAUUUGGUUCCUGUUCAGAUUAUUAUGGUUGCAAAAGCCAAGAAUCAAAAGAAGAUCAACUCUCAUAGAUGGUUAUUUAAUGCUAUCGGUAGAAUGUUACAACCUGAAACUUGCAUUCUUCUUGAUGCUGGUACAAAGCCUUAUAAAAAAUCACUUUACUACAUUUGGGAAGCUUUCUAUAAUAAUAAAAAUUUAGGUGGUGCUUGUGGUGAAAUUUAUGCUCAAUUAAAAGGCGGUAAAAAGCUUAUUAAUCCAUUGGUUGCCGCUCAAAAUUUCGAGUAUAAGAUUUCAAACAUUUUGGAUAAACCACUUGAAUCAGCCUUUGGUUAUGUCUCUGUUUUACCAGGUGCUUUCUCUGCUUAUAGAUAUAGAGCGAUCCAAGAUAGGCCACUUGAACAAUAUUUCCAUGGUGACCACUCUAUGGCUGAAAGGCUUGGUGAUAAAGGUAUUAAUGGAAUGAACAUUUUUACAAAAAAUAUGUUCUUGGCUGAAGAUCGUAUUUUAUGCUUCGAACUCGUUGCAAAAGAGAAUGCUAGAUGGACUUUAUCAUAUGUUAAAUCAUCAAAAGCUGAAACUGAUGUUCCAGAAGAAGGACCGGAAUUAAUUUCUCAAAGAAGAAGAUGGUUAAACGGUUCAUUUGCUGCAUCAGUUUACGCAAUUGCAAACUUCUUUAGAUUAUAUAGAUCAUCACACGGUAUAAUUAGAAUGUUCUUCUUGCACAUUCAGUUGAUUUUCAACACUAUUAAUUUGGUUUUCUCCUGGUUCUCAAUUAGUUGUUUAUGGCUUACAUUCUCGAUUGUUAUUACACUUCUAUCCAAAGAAGGAACAUCAGAUAGUCCAAUUUAUUCGUUCGGUACACCAGUAGUUACAUAUUGGUUCAAUAGAUCAUUUCAAUGGAUUUGGGCAUUCUUCGUCAUUUGUCAAUUUGUUUUCGCUUUAGGAAACAAACCAAAGGCCGAGCGUGUCUUCUAUAACAUCUCAUUUUUUGUUUUCGGUAUACUUGGUCUUUAUCUUAUCUAUUCAGCGAUUUUCCUUACCAUCAAAGCCUUUGUAGGCAUGAAAUUCCCUGAUGGCACUGAUUCAAUAAUAGAUAGGUUGGGAUACGUUUUACAAUCUGACAAUUCGGUUCUUGUCGCUUCUUUAGCUGCGACGUUCGGUAUUUACUUCAUCGCGUCUUUCUUGUUUGGAGAUCCUUGGCAUAUGUUUACAUCAUUCCCUCAAUAUUUGUUAAUGGCUCCCUCAUUUAUUAAUGUCCUGAACGUAUACGCUUUCUGUAACCUUCAUGAUGUUAGUUGGGGUACGAAAGGUUCAGAUAAAGAUGAUGCGUUGCCUGCAGUCAAAUCCAAGAAAGAAAAAGGUGGUGAAGCAACUGCUGAAACAAAUGUUAUGAAGCAAAAGGAUAUUGACGGUGCAUUCCAAGAAACUGUUAAAAGAACUGUUGCUACAAAGGUCAAGGAAAAGUCAGCACCAGAAAAGCCAUCACAGGAUGAUGAGAAUAGGAAGUUUAGAUCUAGAUUAGUUUUAUUCUGGUUAUUAUGCAAUAUGAUCGUCGUUGUCAUAGUGCAAAGCGCAGAUGGAUUAGAACCAACGGUACCAACGGUAGAUUUAGAAGGAAAUGACGAUUAUGAUGAUAUAAGAGAUCAAUUUAUAGAAGAUUCUAGAGGAUAUGAAAAAUGGUUGACUAAAAAGCAAUCAAUGUUCUUUAAAACUAUCCUUUGGACAACUUUCGGUAUUACAGCAUUUAAAUUUAUUGGUGCACUUUACUUUUGGAUAAAGAUGAAUGCUUUCAGAUGCUGUCGUAAGAAUUAA